AUGGCCGCAAACUACUCCUCCACCCAGUCCUCGAGCCCCCUCAACCAGCGACCGAAGCUCAAUGUGCACCGCUCAAGCUCAGACUCCGUUGCACGCACAAAGAUCCUGCUUCUCGGCCUCCGCAGAGCCGGGAAAACCUCCAUCCAACAGGUCCUCUUCAACAAUCUCCCGCCAAAGCAGACGUUCUACCUCGAAACGACCAUGCGCAUCGUCAAGCACCACGUAGACACUGUCAUUCCUCUAGAGAUCUGGGACUGCCCGGCAAACACAACCGUCGAGUCUCUCGGUGCUCCUCUUUCGCAAUUUUCAACAAUCAUCUUCGUCAUUGACAUCCGAGAUCUAUAUAACCAACCCAUAUCAAAACUUGUGGAAUUCAUAGUCGCGUCAUACUCAGAUAAUCCGGAUAUCAGCCUAGAAGUUUUCGUUCACAAGGCUGAAAAACUUCAGGAGGAUGACAAGAUCGAGAACUUCCGGCAGAUCCAUGAACGUGUGUCUGACCGUCUGCUGGAUAUGUCGCCGGAGUACGAGCAGAUGCAGCUCAACUUCCACCUGACUUCCGUCUACGAUCACUCGCUUCACGAGGCCUUUUCGCGAGUGCUGCACAAACUUAUCGAGUCAUUACCAUACCUCGAGGAACUGCUCAACGUCUUUUGCGCGAAUUCGCAAUCUCCGAAGGCUUUCCUCUUCGACACACGUUCACGAUUGUAUAUUGCAACUGACGCGUCUCCGGUGGAUUCUGCGACGCACAACUUGUGCUGUGACUACCUGCAGAUGCUGAACUCGUUUGGUCCCCUAUACAAGUCGAUAACGGCGAGUCCGAGCCGCCAACGACUAUCGGGCACAUCUACUCCUAACAUACCUCCACCGACCGCAGUCUUCGGCCCAUCACCCACCAGCCCGUCAUCACGUCCUCAUGCAUCUAUUUCCUCUUCACAUUCUUCUUCGCCAGCUUUGAACAAUAUCGCAACCAACGGAACUUCACGACGCAAUGGCCUUUUAUCACCGACACCUCCGACACCUUCAACACCUACCAACUCCAACGGCAGAUCUCAUUCCAGCCCCGCUCAACCUUCUUCGACACAAUCGUCACGACCCUCUACCGCCGACCACAUUUCAAUAUCUCAGCACACAGGGACUUCAACACCUAAACCGCCGACUCCGGGAUACACGCGAACGCGAACGGGCAAUAAGGAUCUGUUCUACCCCUCUGCAUCAACAUCCCUCGCGGCGUCCUCAGGAGCAUCUGCCGUAAACACGACGCUGACGUACCACCUGAUCACGAAACACUUGGCACUGGUGGCACUGAUACCCACCGCCGUGUUUCAAGAGAGGCGAGGAUUGCUGGAGUAUAACGUUGUGUUCUUCAGAGAAGGGGUGCAGGAAAUCUGUGACGUCGAAGAGGAGGUACGAGGAGCCGGGUAG
Cyclocybe aegerita is the source of this 1422-nucleotide messenger RNA. The record is from the annotation of a GenBank genome assembly. Lineage: Eukaryota; Fungi; Basidiomycota; Agaricomycetes; Agaricales; Hemipholiotaceae.